UUUGCGCAUUCACUCACCCGCCUUCCUCCUUGCCAGCUCGCGUUUGCCCGCGUUUGCGGCGAUCCGUUGCCCGUGCGCCCCAGCGGAUGCUGAAUCUGUUGAAUGGUGAGGCGGCCGUGGGACUAGGGCACCAGCGACGGCACCGGGACACUUCCACCGACUCCGUCCACUUCGCCGAGCCAGAGACAUGGCACUCGACUCGGAGAAGCGGGAGAGAAUCGUCUACAAGCUGGUCUUGACCGGCGGGCCCUGUAGUGGGAAGACGACGGGCCAAGCAAGACUGUCAACAUUUUUCGAGAAUUAUGGCUGGAAGGUGUAUCGUGUGCCUGAGGCCGCCACUGUGUUGCUCAGUGGCGGCGUGCGAUUUCCUGAUCUGACACCUGCUGAAGUCGAAAGGUUCCAGGAGAAUCUCCUCAAGACCAUGAUGUCGAUGGAGGACACAUACUUUGAGUUGGCCAGGACCAGUGACAAGAACUGCCUCAUUAUCUGCGACCGUGGGACCAUGGAUGCCUCUGCAUUUGUUAGCAAGGAGAUUUGGGAAAAGAUUGUCAAAGCUCACAACUGGCAUACGGUGGACCUCAGAGAUAACCGCUACAACCAGAUUGUUCACCUGGUUUCAGCUGCCAAUGGAGCAGAGGAGUUUUACAACACCGAAGACAACAGCUGUCGUACAGAAGGCAUCGAGCUGGCACGGGAGCGAGACAAGCUGGCAGCUCAGGCGUGGAUUGGUCACCCCUAUAUGGAUGUCAUCGACAAUUCCACAGACUUCAAUACCAAAGUGCGUCGGCUGAUAGAGUGUGUUUGUCGCCGGAUCGGUAUUGAUAUUGGUGAUCGGCUAGCGACCAACAGUCAUAAAGCCAAGUUCCUUGUUGGCUCGAUGCCACCAGACAGCGCAUUUCCCUCCUAUCAAGACUUCGAUGUUGUCCAUGACUACCUCAUCACUUCCAAUCCUAAGGCGCAGUCCAGACUUCGUAAGAGGGGUCAACACAAUUGCUGGAGCUAUAUGCACACAAUACGAAGGUGCGACAUCAACAGCCAGACCAUCGAGCUCAAGCGUCAGAUCACUCACAGAGACUAUAUUAACAUGCUGGCCCAGCGGGAUGACAGCCACUACACAGUGUACAAGGUGCGUCGUUGCUUCCUCUGGAACCACAUGUACUUCCAGCUGGACAUCUACAAGAAGCCCUGCCACUCUAGGUGCAAUGGUCUGAUCCUGCUCGAGACGUACACGACACACAGACCCGAGGACCUUCCGCAGCUGCUGCCUCCGUUCCUUGACAUCCGCAAGGACGUGACGAGCGACCCCAACUUCUCCAUGUUCUGCCUCUCAUACAAGGGGGACAAGCCGCCGACACCCAUCUUCAACUGCAUCACCAAUGGUCACCGGGCUCCUGUCACCGCUGCGCUUGUACCCGACGACACCUCCAACCACCUCGACUCAAGCAAGCUGAGCAAGAGCAGCGUCAAAUCUACGUAGAGGCGUGCAAUAUCUCAUUUUGUGCGUCGUCGUACUCCACAUCCGCACUUGACAGAUGACAGACAAACACGAGCCCCUGCUAGUGAGGCCGUUCGCUGUACAAAGGCACUUGAGAGCUGCCGCACGUUUCGUAAGAUUUCGAUUAGCAAUUAUUCUAAAGGUGGCGUUUAACAAAAAGUGUUAAUAGCAUUGUAAUGUGGCGCUAUAGCUGUUCAGACAGCCGUGUGUUAGAAUUCAUGAAAACUUAUUGCGCAGCAUGUGAGAAUCUGCGUGCGCUUCAGCUAAGUAAUAUUUUAGUAGGUGAAACUCGUAACUUUUAUUGUUUAUUUGUAGUGUGGCCCCUGCCCACGCUGCUCUCACGUGUGCCCUGUUACCGGCAUUCUGGGCACUCGUGGAAUUCCGUGCAUUGCAUGGACUGCUAGCGUUGGUCUCCAUGUUGUUUUGCCAUUCAGUGAUGGUCACCCGCAGUUAUACGAGAUAUUUUGUCGCUUAACGAUUUUAAUCGCAAGAUUUGAAUUUCGUGCAGUACUCUGCGAGCUUAUUUGCUUGCAUCCCUUAGUUCACUCUGACUCCUACCGCAAUUGGUAGUGUUUGUUGCAUAUACUUUGAACUCACUGCAAUCAUGCGUGAUAUAAUAUAACUGGAUUGGCCUCAUAGUAGGCACAUCUGCAAAGCUGUCCUGGGAGAGCAAGCGAGCUUACUUUAUUUUCUGGUGCAUUUUAAUGCCACCUGUUGGUUUCGACACUCUUUUAAAGUUAUUUCUACUUUCGUUAUUGUUAUUCCAGAUGGGACAGAAGGUAGCAUGUUUAAUUAACCAAUUAUUUAGGCCUAGCCAGGCCUGGGUUCGUGGGUGGAUGAAUUCUUCCAUGUGCACUUGCAGUGAAAUUGUUACAUUUUAAAUGUGACCUUAAUGUACACAGUCGUUUACGUAUGCCUCAUUUAACCAUGAAUCUUUAUUCCCGGAAAAUGGCACUUUGUUGCACUUUUUUUUUCUGUCUCUCUAACCACUUAGUAAAUCAGUGUUAUUAGUCCAGGGUUGUUAGUUUGCCUGCUUGGAGGCUUCUUGUGGCAGUUUACCAGGCAUGUUACCGCCGUUUCAUGUUAUUGCCAGUGUUUCGAUGCCUUGUGCAACCCCAUAUAGAGGUGAGCUGCGUGUAUAGCUAAUCCUGCAUAAAAGGCACACUGUAGUGUUGAUUCUGUGUUAUGUGGCCCGGGCAUUUGUCUUCUGCAUGCCUGUGUACAGGCUCCGUAGUUAAGCUGAUCAUGUAUGUGGUGAUUUCUUGUUUACCCUGCACGUUGUGCAACCACGACUGUGCUGGGGAAACAUUGCAGGCCAAUAUGCCUGCGUUUGUCACGUUUUUGUGGCAUUUUGUGAAACAUGAGCCUUUUAUUUGUCGCUUUUCUCACUGCGUGAAACCUUGCAUUGUGUACUACUGUUUUCCUGUUUCUGGUUUGGACCACUGACAAGGAGCUGUGAUGAAGCGGUUAGUUAUUGGCACUGCACGCUAGACCCCGUGGUUAGUCUUGAGCUCGAAGUCUGGGAAGGGCUAAGUGUUGUGUUGUGCAAGUCGACGCAUUUUCUCCUAUGUAACCAGGUACUUAACUUUACGUUCUGUUAGAAUGGUGACUGGCUCUGAAUGUGGUGCUUGGAGCCCCGUUGGCGAUCUCAAAAGACUUCUAGAGACGGCAUUGGUCACGAGGGUUUACAUAACUGCAAAGUCUUUUCGAGGGGCUGAUUCGGGUUAUGGGAAUGUUGGAUAUGAACGUUGUGCACAGACUGCUCAGUCGAGCAAAGUUCGCAUCUGUGCCCGGCCGGUGAAAAAAGAGAGUUCAGUGCACUCCACCUGCCAAAUCUGUCUCUGGUAUUUUUAGCUCUGGUGUAGAAAGUUGCAGCUGCAAGAUUGGACGAAGAUUGUUCAAUUCCUUCUUUUGGCACUUUGUCUGUGAUUGCAUAUGCACCAAGAUAAUGACACAGCAAUGCAGGUAAUGGAGAUAAUUACAUUUAUAAAAGUGCACUGCCUGCAUUUAGCAACAUUUCCAGUCAAAGCUGCACUGCAACCUUGUAAGUGUUUGCUGCGGUCACGUGACUGGUUCUUCAACAGCAGCAUCUUCAUCGAAGACUUUUCACAAACGCUAAGUGUUGAAGCGUGUAACAAUUGAUAUAGUUGUUGUAUCUCAAACAUCUUUAAGUGUUCGGUCACCAAAAGCCAACAUCUGCGAUUGCAGAACUCGUACAAAAGAGGACAAAUUUUUUCAAUUGCUGUCUGUUGUGACAACCCAGAAGCUCCAGCAAAUGCAUUAAAAUUGACAUUUCAACAUAUAGAAUUAGCUGACGUCUGAUGAGGGAUGUAGCGAAGUUGCAAACUAGCCCUUUUGCUUUUUCAUACCCUGGUUGCACAGUUUUCGAUUACCUCGCACGACGGUUUCUCGAGAAUUGCAACUGAUGCUGUGCCUUACCCGUCGCUGUGAAAUAUUUUUUGUUACAUCAUUCUGGGGCAAGACUGUUACGGAGGAAUGUGUGCACGGUUGAACUGUAUUUAUAUUUGUGUGCCACGAAUUGCAAGAGCACUUAGUUUUUAACAUCAUGAGCACCUAACAUGUUGAAGUGUUAUCACAGUUAAGUUCUUUCCAUCACCUUUCUUCACUAGUGUCUCGUAUUACACUGCAAUCUCCUCUAGUCCAUCUUUUCUCCAUACUAUUGUCCAUGUUUGUUGUUAUCCAGAUCUGGGAGUUCCUCGGCAUUUUCACUUCUCAGAUCUGACAUGUUGUUCUUUUACAGCGAUAUGUUAAUAACAGCAUAGAAUGUUUGAAACUGUAGUCAAUUUCUAUGCAGACUGGCUUUAUCUCAAUGAUGAUUUAGUUUGGUUUGAUGGGGCAAGUUUACAAACAUGACGCAACAUUAUUUAUGUUGCCAUCUUGUUUUCAUUUAUAGGACAGCACUUCUGCAGUGUCAAGUGCAUCGUGCAUGGUUUUCCCAGUGUGUGCAAUAUUAUAUUUACAUGGAGAUAUUAACCCAAGUGCACUGAAGUGCGCUGGGUUGCUUUUCAAAUGCAUUUAGAAUUAAUUUGUCUGGUUGUGCGUAUAGAUCUGAGUUAAACCAUUGCGAACUUUCCACCUGCUAGAGUUGUUCUGGUCCAGUAGUAAAUGUGUGUCAAUUUCUCUUUUUUUUUUUUAUGGACCUAAGUGUACUAAAAUACCCUGGGUUGCGUUGCAAAUGCACUUUGGUAUUAAUUUGCCUGGUUGUGCUUAGUUUUAAGCAGCAGAGAUCUGAGUUUUAGACCAGUGAGACUUGGUACCUCUGUACGAGUUGUAUUGGUCCAAUAUUAAAUAUGUGCUGAUCUCUCCCUGUUUUUUGCUAGAUGGCACUUAAUCAGUCUUGUGACAGUAGAGUGGUCAUUUUUUAUGCGUACCAAGGCUAAAAUGGUGAAUGUGUCACCACAGUCGCAUUUCUUUUUUCCUAUUUUGGUUGCGAUGUCCGCAUUUUACGUUUUCUGAUGCCCCCUCUUUUUUUCGAUGUGUACGAUGGCAUUAAUGAUUAAAGUGGAGUACACCAAC
This is a messenger RNA of Rhipicephalus microplus (southern cattle tick), 5032 nucleotides long. It is a transcript of the gene Ttd14, whose product is annotated as TRPL translocation defect 14. Gene Ontology annotation, molecular function: GTP binding; phosphatidylinositol binding; phosphatidic acid binding. Gene Ontology annotation, biological process: photoreceptor cell maintenance. The record is from RefSeq and is a predicted model, not a curated record. Lineage: Eukaryota; Metazoa; Arthropoda; Arachnida; Ixodida; Ixodidae.